AUGAGCCACUUCAGCUUUCUGGAGGACAUUGGAGGGCAGUCUGCCACGGUCACAGCUUGUCAGACAGAACUCAGCAUCCCAACUGAUACCGAUAACACCCCGCAGCGCCGUGCGGCGGUGAGGGGGGCGCGGAACCACUUGCCCCGUGGUCCCGGAGGGGGGGUCUCCCUCUGCUUUCGGGGCCGCCGGGACUCGGCAGGCUCGGAGCGGCUCCCCCGGCGAGAGGGCGGGAAACGGAGACCUGGCGGGCGGCCCCCGCCGCUCCCCGCCCCGGGCCGGCCCCCGUCGGACAACGCCCCCGGCCCUCGGGCCGCCGCCCGCGGCAUUUCCUCUGAGCUCAGCCGGCGGCUGACGCGGGGCCGCGUCCGUCGGAAGAGGAAGCCCGGCAGCGGAGCGGCGGCCGGGGCAGGCAGGGGCGCGGCGAGACCGGGGGCAGCAGCGGCGCGGCCCGCGCUGGGGGCGGCCGGGGCGGCGGAGGAGGAGGGGGCCGGCGGGGGCGGGCGCUCCCCGCCCGUGGGGCCGGGCGGCGGCUCCCCCCGCGGCCCGAGCCCCCGCCGAGCCCUGCCCGCCUCCCCCCUUGGCGUGCGCGGCUUCUGGCCGCUGCUCACCGCGCUCUGCACCGCGCUCCUCUGCCUCUACCAGGCGCUGCGCGGCGGCGCGGCCGGCGAGGGCGCGGGGGACGCGGCGGGGCCGGAGGAGGCGGCGGGGUCCGGAGUGCCGCUGCUGAAGGGCUCGGCGCUGCUGCUCCUGGGCUGCCUGCUCGCCCGGUGCUGCGGCGCGGCGGGCGGCGGUGCCCGGCGCGGCGGGGCGCGGUGGGCGGCGGGGGCGCGGCGCGGGGCCCUGGAGCGGUUCCACGAGCGGCAGCUGCGGGUGUCCCCGCACGUGCUGGGCCACAGCAAGGCGCACGUCGGGCGGGUGGUGGCCGAGCUGGUCCGCGCCGCCAAGGCGCAGGGGCUGCAGCCCGGCCCGCUCGCCCUCAGCCUCCGCGGGGACUUCGUUCGCAUCGGCAGCGCCUACGAGCAGCACAAGGUGCGCAGCCCCGACUGCUUCGACAUCCUGGUGCCCCUGCGGCUGCCGCCGCACUUGGAGCCGCAGCCGCGCUGCGCCCACGAGUUGGGGCCCCGCGGCGACUUCGUGUGCGGCCUGCGGGCGAGGGACGGCUGGUCCCGGCGCUGCCGGCCCUUCGCCGAGGGCUUCUGCGUGGAGCUGCAGGGCCGCAGCCACCUCUCCUCGGGGCUGGUGCUGCGCUGGUUCCAGGGCCAUCUGCAGCGCUGCCUGGGCGCCGUGCGGUACCGGCUGCAGGAGCGCUGCCGCAUCAGCCUCUCGGCCUGCCCCGGGCACCCACCCACGCUGCACAUCCUGCCCUGCUCCGACUACGUCUGCUGCCACAUCUCCAUGGCCGUGCGCCUCAUCCCGGCCAUCCCUCUCGGCGACGCGCUCUACCUCACAGCCCUGCCGCCCCAGAACUCGCCGGGUCCCCCGACCCCCGAUGCUCUCUGGGGCCUCAAUGCUUCGCGGCAGGAGCAGCGGCUGCUGGGCUGGCUGAAGGAACAGGCCCCGGCCUCCUCCUGCCACCUCAAGUGCCUGCAGAUCCUCAAGGGCCUGCGGGACCUCCGCGGGCAGGGUCUGGAGGAGCCCUUCUGCUCCCAGUGGGGCCGGGUGCUCUCCUCCUACAUCCUGAAGACGGCUCUCUUCUCUGUGCUGCUGCGGGGGCCCUUGGAGGCCUGGGAUGAACGGUUCCUGGUGGAGCGGCUGGAGGACCUGGUGCUGUAUCUCAGGGACUGCCUGCGCAAGCAGGUGCUGAUGGAUUUCUUCCUGGGCAACACCAGCAUCCCCGAGGCUGUGGCGCUGCCCCGGUUCCUCAAGGAAGCCGCCCCUGUGAACUUGCUGGCUGCCUUCGACGGGCCCACGCUGGACCUCGUGGCCUUCCAGCUGAUCAGCACCUGGAUCCAGGCCCCGCACAUCAUCAGGAUGUACAGCAGUCCCCGGUACUUGCGGCCAGUGCCCUCCCCAUGCGGGCACAUCGCUGAGGCCAAGCAGGUGCCGCUGGCAGAAUGAGCUGGUGUCACCCCGUGGACCCUUCCAAGGCGAUGCACAAUCCCAGCCCAGUGGUCCUUCAAGAGCCUGAGGAAGGUGGAACCUGAUUAAAUGUGGUUCUGUGGUUUUGUCCCUGACCUGAGAAAACUUGGAAUCCGGAGACCAAGACUGAAAUUGUGAUUCUUGUUAUUGAGUCUCGUUGGUUGUACGUGGGAAAAUUGUGAAAUUUCUGGGGAAGUGCCUUAGUGGAAAAGUCUUGCGUUCAGUUGACUUGUUUGCAAACUAACAGGCUCGAACUGACAUUUUUAGAAAGCCACUUUAACUUUUGUCUUAGUGGCAAAAUUGACCUUUUUCUUUUUGAGAUUUGCCUUUUAUGACAGAAAAUCCGUUUGGUAAUUAGAAAUCCUGUAAGUGCAAACAACCCCCUUUCAACAUACCAAGAUGCUCUUAAAAUGCAGUGAGCACUAGAGCAUGGAUGUGGAUCACAGCUUGAAAUGCUCAGUUGCCAUGCUUUAAAUUUCCUGUGUAAUAGAGCACAUUGUGCUGAAUAGAAAUAUAACAUGUUAAUAAGAAAUUGAGGGAAGAAGUGAAGCCUCUCUAGAGGCAAUAUGCAAACGUAGUUGGACAUUGCUGUGUUCCAGUGAGGGUUGUAACAAAGGAUUAAAAUAGAGAUAAAAAGAAACAAUUAGCACUUUAUUUUCACAAAGGCCUUAUUUUUAGGGUAAUUGGCUGCACUAAACAUUGCUAUGGAGGAGGCAUUAGUAUUUUGUUAAAGGAGUGGUGUUUGGAUCAUCCUAAAGAAAACCUUUUAAAGAAAUACUCUGAGGUUCAUUUGUGGGUUCUAGUUGAGUUUUAGUAUUUGUUCCCAUAUUCAAGUAUUAUUUUCUUAGAAUUUGCUUUACCUCAAGGACCAACAACAAAACUAACAAAUUCUGUAUUAUUUUUUGUAACAAACCUUAAAGCAGACCAAAUCUCAGUGCCAAAGCUGACCUGCUGCACCCUCCUGCUCCCUGGUAGGAGUUUGGUGGGAUUUUUGGAUGACUGCCUAACCAGUUGUCUGAUUGUGUCAGUGUUUGAACCAAAUAACCUGACGGGAUUUUUUAGUGCUGUGUCAUAGCAAAUCAUUAUUUUAUUAUGGGAAGGAGGAAACAAAAUAUUUCAGGGUACUUAAAAAUUAUUUAGCACUAAUUUGUGGUACAGUGGUAGUUUUACACCACCGAUUCUGGUGUCCUUUAAGUAUAAACAUCAGGCAGAUGUUUCCACUUCUUGCCUUGUUAUGUCCCAGUUCUGGAAUAACCUGUUGAGUUGUAAUGCAUCCAGCUUUGCAAGUGUCCUUAGCUCCCAGUGCAGGUACCUGCUGUACAGGAACCUGAUGUGCCAGGGUGUCAGCAAAGUCAGAAUUUCAAAUCCUUGCUUUGUUUGGUCACCUGCUCAAGUAUUUGAUGUGUUAAGGGCCAAAAUGUGUUGCUGAAUUGCUGGUGUCUAGGAGUGUGUGCCUUAUGACUUAUUACUGUGUCCUAGGUGAGCACUCUGAAAAGAAUUAUGAAGGACCAAGUGUAACUUCUGGGAAGCUUUAGGAUAACUUGAAGUUACUAAUCUGUUCCUCCUCUCCUCGAUGUACCAGUGUGACUUAUUCACAGCUCUGUGCAUCAGAGCACAAAACAAACAUUUUCAAAAUCUAUGAAGCUUUAUAAAAAUCUAUUUUUCUAAGUGGAAACACUCCCUAGGCAUAUGUUUGCCUACUUCUGUCUAUUUUUUUAACUGCUCUUGCAGUCUUAUUUUCAGGUAAUUAUAGCCUUAGGUCACACCCGCAAGCUGGGUUAUUUUUGUAUUCGAAGCACUGUGCUUCCUUCUACAAAUACAAAUAGUGUAUUUAUAGGUAGUAUUGAUCAAAUGUUCUUUGCACAUGGUAUUUAAGAGUAAGUCAGCUACCUUGGUAUUUCCGGGAUUUUUUUGGUAGCAGACCAUGAUAUGUUCUAUUUUUCCAGACUCGUGUUCCUUGGUAUUUAAAAUAAGAUGCAGUUCUGCGAUCAAAGCCAUUGAAUCUUUUGCCCAAAGAAGAACCAGACGGCCAGCCUAGGGUAUUGUCGCUGCCUGAACUCAUGACAUAAAAGCCCUUUAGCUGUUAAUUCUGGCAUCAUGACCGCUUCAGUCAGCUGUCUGUCAGUUUACAUCACUGCAUCCCUGUCUCUUUCUGAAAAGGUAGAUGCAUAUUUGUUUAGUAUUGUUUAGUAUUGCCACAAUACAGGAAAAUCUUGAAAUAGAUUUGGGAAGGAUUUUCUCAUUAAUAUAUAGUAAGGCCAGGAAAAGAGAUUGGCAUUGGAAAACGCAUGACAGAGAUGGUGGAGAAUGUAAAUAGUUUAGAAAAUGAAAGUUGAGCUGAGGGAUGAGGAUGAUGGUAAACUCUCAGUGAAGAAAUGCUGCAAACAAGCCAAAGAACACAGGGUAAAAUUGGAAGAGAGAUACUGAAAACAAUCAGAUUUGGAGUGUAGGGAAAAGAGAUUAAGGUGGGUUUUGCUUUGACAGUAUUUCCAAAGCAGUUGAAUCAGGAUGAAAAGUGAGGCAAACCCUCUGUUUUUAGCCAUGCAGGCAGAUCUUCAGUGUGCGUUUAUGCUCAGCAAGGCAUUUUUGAGUUUGUGAUGGGUGGUGAUGGGAGAAAACUUCAUGUGUUUGCUUUCACCUUAGGCUUGGGUGAACUUUCUUGAAGAGGGAGGGCAUCCUGCCAUAAGGCAAUGCGUGUGCAGGUGGUGAGAGGUCUGAGAAAAUCUCUUGGAUUGGAUUAACUUGUGUCUCAGUUGUACAAUUGAGAUACUAAAUGUAUUUUUCUUGUCUGCUCUAAAGCAUGCGUUCAUGAAUACGAUCGACAAAAGGAGCUGAUAAAAGUUGGGUCCUGUUACAGUGUCCAUCUUACUCCACAGCAGGUGGACAGCACAGGUACCUGCAGCGUGCUGGAGCGGUCAGAGGGCCUUAUCUGCAAGGAGGUGUAAAGAGAACUUGACCCAUAUGAGUAAUCCUGUGGGCCUUUUGCCUUCUUCCUCCCCUCCUAGCCCAUGGGUAGUGCACACAGAACGAGGUUCUGAGUACCUGUUUUUCAAGGUUGUGGCUGUUAUAAUGUACCACAGGUUCAGAGUGGUUCCCUCUGUGCGUGUAAACUGAAACACAAACACAGAGGAAAGAGCAUGUUAUUUACCCGUAAUGUGAGUUCUUGGUUCUCUUACCUGCAACCUAGUUUUGACUGUGCAAAUGAAGUUGUUCUAUUGAACAUUAAUUGGGAAGAGGAAUCACACCUGAAAGAGAAUUAAGUUUAUUUUCAGUACCAAAAUUCAUAUAUGUGAUUUCAUUUUGCAUUGAAAAAUGCUGUGUAUUUCUCAAAGGCAUUAUUGUAUUUUAUCUGACCAAAUAUCUUGCAAACAUUCCUCUUGAUUUUGAAUCUCUGCAGAGUAAUGUAAAUUUUAAGUGUCUGUUUGUAAUGGACAUUCUUGGUACAAUUAUUUUUUUCCUGGUUAAUCAUAAGACCAAAGAUUAAACUGAAGUGUUCAGCUGCUAUUGUUUUGGUUUGUUUUAAAGUGUUUAAAGGCUCAAAGUGUCAGCCCAUUUUAAUGAAACGUUUAUAAAUUCAUUUCCUAUUUAAUACCAAAAUACAUUUGCACUUUUAUUGUUUCCAUAAAAAGUUGGUGGUUUUGUUUGAAUAUUUCACUGUAGUAAUAAACAGCUGUGUUAAAGCA
Empidonax traillii (willow flycatcher) is the source of this 5762-nucleotide messenger RNA. It is a transcript of the gene ITPRIPL2, whose product is annotated as ITPRIP like 2. The transcript is spliced from 2 exons. The record is from RefSeq and is a predicted model, not a curated record. NCBI's taxonomy places the organism in Eukaryota, Metazoa, Chordata, Aves, Passeriformes, Tyrannidae. Bases 1 to 2058 code for a protein of 685 amino acids.